Molecule: messenger RNA, 1702 nt
Organism: Ipomoea nil (Japanese morning glory)
Lineage: Eukaryota; Viridiplantae; Streptophyta; Magnoliopsida; Solanales; Convolvulaceae
Product: heat stress transcription factor A-8-like
Exons: 2
Coding region: 196-1491 (431 amino acids)
Biological process (GO): regulation of transcription by RNA polymerase II
Cellular component (GO): nucleus
Molecular function (GO): DNA-binding transcription factor activity; RNA polymerase II cis-regulatory region sequence-specific DNA binding
Source: RefSeq, a predicted model, not a curated record
CUUGUGCUGUUUUGUCACCGUCAUAAGACUCGCGACGCGCAGCGCACCACGCCUCUCCGGCGGUCGUUUCCUUUACCUCACCGCGUAGAUAUAUAUAUACUUGUUCUUCCUUGUAUAGUUGUGUAUAUAUCUAUAGAUUCGAAUCGUUUGAAUUACACAGUGAAUCGCAGAAAGAGAACCCAAAAUUGAAUUAUUAUGGUGAAAUCCGUAGAGAAUGGGGUAUCGGUGCCGCCGUUCCUGCUCAAGUGCUACGAGAUGGUGGACGACGAGUCAACGGACGCGCUCAUUUCUUGGAGUCAAAGUCAACCGUCGACCGCAGAUGGUAACAACGAUAGCUUCAUCAUCUGGGAUGUGUCCAACUUCUGCUCUCAAUUGCUCCCCAAAUAUUUCAAGCACUCCAAUUUCUCUAGCUUCGUUCGCCAGCUCAAUAUCUAUGGUUUCAGGAAAGUUGAUACAGAUCGAUGGGAGUUUGCAAAUGAUAAAUUUGUCAGAGGCCAAAAGCAUUUACUAGCAAGCAUUGUAAGAAGAAAAAACUCCCAGAAUGUAGUGCCAAAGAUAACUACACAGCAGGAGGUGACAAAAUCAUCGACAACUGAAGAUGAUAAGAGGCUUGCAUUAUGGAAGGAGGUUGAAAGCCUGAAGAUUGAUAAGAAUGCACUUAUGCAGGAGCUGAUUAAGCUUAGACAACACCAGCAGACCUCGCAAAGCAGGUUGUUGCUUCUACGAGAACAAGUGAAGGGUAUGGAGAAAAAUCAGCAGCAGAUGCUCUCGUUCAUAGUAAUGGCCAUGCAAAACCCAGGCUUUUUGCUCCAAUUUCUGCAGCCAAAAGAAUAUAAUUGGCUUAUGGCCGAGACCGGUUCAAAUGUUCUAAGCAAAGUUGAUGAUAAGUGUGAGCUCGCCCCUUCCAAUGGGAUGAUGGUAAAGUAUCAGCCGCCACUACAGCAUCAAGUUGCUGAGCCAAUAUGCAGUGACCCUACUUCAGAUCCCGAGAAAUCUAUGGAACACGAUUUUUCUUCAAAUGAUAUCGAAGAAAAUGAAGAGACGGGUAGGAAUAAUGCAUCAAGUGAAGAAGUUGAACAUAACUCUGAGCUCACCCCAUCUAAUGGAAUUUUAGUAAAGUAUCAAUCACCGACACAUCAAGUUGCAGUGCCAAAAUGCAUUGAGCCUACUUCUUAUGCUGAGAAAUCAACGGACCUGGAUUUUUCUUUAGAUGAUAUUAAAGAUCUCUUCAAGAACAUAGAUAUCUUCCCAGGGCCAUUCGAUGAGGGAUUUCUUCCUUCCGAAAACAGUGAUCCGUUUUCAAUUCCUGAUAUGCUCGACGGGGAUGAUGUAAUGGAUAUGCUUUUGUCCAGCCCAAUCUCAGAAAGAGAAGAACUAGAAGACGGUAUAGGUGAAGGCGGGACAACUGAAACUCCCCCGCAUACCACUCAUGCAGGUAACUUUGAGGGCAUGGAUACGCUAACGGAACAAAUGGGUCAUACAAAAUUUUGAUAUUAGUUUCUGUGGAGACACUGUGUCAUGUAUUCUUUUUGGCUUCAAAGCUAGUUUUGAAGCUUGGAGGGAAAUUUUGCAUACAUUAGUGGCCAUGGUUUUAGGCAUAUUGGAUUAUAUACACUAAUAUACUAUUUUAACCAGAGACAGAAAUGGGUUAAUUGUUGUUACUAUUUUUGUUACAGGAGUAAAGAAUCUAUGUUCAGUUGUA